This is a messenger RNA of Heteronotia binoei (common prickly gecko), 4653 nucleotides long. Its product is annotated as collagen alpha-1(XXII) chain-like. The record is from RefSeq and is a predicted model, not a curated record. Lineage: Eukaryota; Metazoa; Chordata; Lepidosauria; Squamata; Gekkonidae.
GGUGAGUUUGUAGAACGACUGGCAGCCAAAGUGAAUUCCGUGUCGGAGGAGAAGGGAGACAUGCCCUUUGCCGAAAGAAGCUGGCGAACUUGUGUGUGGAUACUUUUUCUUCUCCUUUGGGAGGGAAACAGCACUCAGGUUCAGAGAGCAGGUUGCAAGAACGUCCACUACGACCUCAUCUUCCUCUUGGAUGCCUCCUCCAGCGUCGGCAUCGACGACUUCCAGAAAGUCCGCCAGUGGGUGGUCGACCUGGUGGACAGCUUUGAGAUCGGGCCAGACAAAACCCGGGUGGGCGUCGUCCGUUACAGCACUCAGCCGAUGACGGAGUUCGAACUCGGCACCUACGACACCGGGGAGGAAGUCAGACAAGCGGCGAGGAAGAUCCGAUACCACGGGGGCAACACGAACACGGGGGAUGCCCUGCGGUACAUCACAAGGCACAGUUUUUCUGCCGAGGCUGGCGGGAGGCCGAAUGACCCCACCAUUAAAAAAGUAGCCAUCCUUUUGACUGACGGCAGAAGCCAGGAUCAUGUCUUGGAGCCGGCCGCCGCUGCCCAUCAACUAGGCAUCAAGAUCUUUGCGGUGGGCGUCGGUGAAGCUCUUAAAGAAGAGUUGGAUGAAAUUGCGUCCGAGCCCAAGUCUGCUUACACGUUCCACGUUUCCGAUUACGAUGCCAUCGAUAAGAUACGAGAACAGCUGAGGAGACGGCUUUGUGAGAAUGUGCUGUGUCCCAGUGUCCGUGUGGAAGGAGACAGAUUCAAAGAGACCAAAGGAGAAACGAUUCCCGGGUUCGACCUGAUGGAAUCGUUCAGCGUGAGGGAGAUCUUUGGCAUGAAGGACAAUGGUAUCCAGAGCUCCUACGUUCGGCUCGGGAGUUUCCCCAUCGUGCAGCGAACAGAAGAUGUUUUCCCCCAAGGUCUUCCAGAUGAAUAUGCCUUUGUCACCACCUUCAAAUUCCGCAAGUCCUCCAGGCGAGAAGAUUGGUACAUUUGGCAAAUCAUUGACAAAUACGGCAUUCCUCAGGUCUCUAUCCGACUCGAUGGUGAGAACAAGGCCCUGGAGUACAAUGCCAUUGGUCUGACCAAGGAUGCUGUGAGAGUCGUCUUUCGAAACGGGCGUGUCAGUGACCUCUUUGACCGCAACUGGCACAAGAUUGCCCUGAGCAUUCAGUCUGACAGUGUGUCCCUCUACAUUGAUUGCAAACUGGUCCAGACGCUGCCCAUUGAAGAGAGGGAGAACAUCAACAUUCAAGGGAAGACCGUGAUUGGCAAACGCCUCUACGACAGUGUGCCAAUUGACUUCGACCUUCAGCGGAUGGUGAUUUACUGUGACUCACGACAUGCGGAGUUAGAAACCUGUUGCGACAUUCCUUCUGGACCAUGUCAAGUGACGGUCGUUACAGAUGCUCCUCCCCCUGUAAUAAUACCCACCGUUGGAGAACAAGUUGGUCACAUCAAGACGGUCAACUGCUCAUGUCCACCUGGAGAAAAAGGUGAAAGAGGCUACCCUGGGUUUGAAGGCCCGAGAGGCCAGAAGGGAUCCCUCGGUGCACCUGGCGUCCCGGGGAGAGAUGGUGCCAGAGGAGAGACGGGAGAGCCUGGACUUCCUGGAGCAGCCGGACUCCCUGGACCUUCAGGGCCAAAGGGAGCUGAUGGUCAACCCGGACCCCCAGGGCGUCAAGGUUAUGUUGGAGCACCCGGUUUGCAGGGAGAAAGAGGAGAAAAGGGACCCCGAGGGGACAAGGGAGAACCAGGACUCGAUGGUUUUCCUGGAAAGCCUGGUACAGAUGGGCUACCGGGCAUCAAAGGGAGCCCAGGACAACCUGGAACCAUGGGAACCCCAGGACAAAAGGUACAGAUUGAAGGCUUGAAAGGAGAACAGGGUCAGACUGGGCCUCCUGGAGUCGCUGGCCCCCCUGGGCCCACCGGACCACCGGGGCUGCCUGGCGAAAUGGGCAGGAAUGGCCAGCCUGGGCCACCAGGAGAAAGAGGAGAGAGGGGAGAGGACGGCUUCCCUGGAAAAAUAGGCCCCAAGGGUGAAACGGGAGAGCCUGGCCUUGCUGGUAGAGUCGGUGAGACGGGCGAAGCCGGCCUCCCAGGUCCACCUGGUUUACCAGGACUGAGAGGAGAAAAGGGAGAUCAGGGUGAAAAAGGAAGAGCCGGGCUCGUUGGCUUCAAAGGCGAAAGAGGUGAAAAGGGUGACAUUGGCCCUGCUGGUCCCCCAGGCCCACCGGGAACAACAUCCGUGUUUACACCUCAUCCUAGCGUUCCUGGAGAACAAGGACCGCAGGGUGAAAAAGGGGACCGUGGAGAAAGAGGUGAACCCGGACCACGAGGCACCCCAGGUGAACCAGGGCCGCCUGGACCGGCAGGGCAGCAGGGUAUGAAGGGACAGGACGGAGCAGUAGGAAGACCAGGAGCCCCUGGAGAGUCCGGAGCUUCUGGGCCUGCAGGUCCCCCAGGUCCGCGUGGCUUGCCCGGAAACGUGGGUAUUCCUGGAGACCCUGGCCGACCAGGAGAUAGUGGACAAAAAGGAGACAAGGGGGAUCCUGGGAAGGAUGGGAAACCAGGACUACCUGGCCGGGGAGGUGACCCAGGACCUGUUGGAGAACCGGGGUUACCUGGCAAGAUUCGAGAUGGAGAAAGAGGUGAAAGAGGACCGCCUGGUUUACCUGGACCCUCUGGACACAAAGGAGAUCGAGGUGCUCCCGGUGUUCCUGGCCAGCCAGGAGACAGAGGCGCUCCUGGAAUUGGACUUGUUGGACCACCUGGCCCUGUGGGACCAUCUGGAGAGAAAGGGCCAUUGGGUCCCCGAGGCUCGCCAGGCAUGCAAGGUCCCCCUGGACAAUCCGGUCAGGAUGGUUUGCCAGGCAAUCCAGAAAGGGGGCCUCCAGGAAAACCGGGCGCUUCCCCUCUCCUUUCUCCUGGUGAUAUCAGCCUCUUGGUUAAGGAUGUAUGCAGUGACUGCCCCCCUGGACCACCUGGACUCCCUGGAAUGCCAGGAUUCAAGGGUGAUAAAGGCACCCAAGGCUUGCCUGGCACAGAAGGACCAGUUGGAAAGAUGGGAGAGCCUGGACCGAGAGGUCAUCCCGGACCACCUGGUGUCGAAGGUCCCAAGGGUCCUAAGGGAGACCGUGGAACAAUGGGAGAGGCUGGUCUGAAGGGUGAGCAGGGCCAUCCUGGUAUACCUGGCUUCUUGGGCUCACCUGGAAACCCAGGCCCACCUGGCUCCGAAGGCCCCCCUGGACCUGUGGGACCUCCAGGGAACCCUGGAGAUAUAGGCAAAGAAGGCCCAUCCGGACCCCAGGGACCCCCGGGAUUACCUGGACUCCUGGGCAUUCCUGGAAAGGAUGGCAAAGAAGGCAAGCCAGGACCUCCUGGGGACCUCGGCAAACCAGGAGAACCUGGGCUUCCGGGACAGGAGGGUGCUCGAGGGUUGCCGGGUUUUAAAGGACCCAGAGGAGAUGCAGGACCCCCUGGCUCAAGGGGAGAGACAGGCCCAGCGGGCCCACCUGGCCGUGAAGGACAACCAGGAAAAGAUGGUGAUCCUGGCCCAGUCGGGCCUCUUGGACCACGAGGGCUCAGAGGGGUGGCGGGCAAGAACGGAUCACCAGGUCCUCAAGGAGAGACUGGCCCUCCAGGUAGCCCAGGUCCAAAAGGAAGCAAAGGUGAAACGGGCAGCCCAGGACUUCCUGGAUUUAUGGGCCCACGGGGACCCCCUGGAGAACCUGGUGAAAAGGGGACUCCUGGGAAAGAAGGCACUCCAGGCAAACCAGGGGAGAUUGGAGGCAAAGGUGACCGGGGGGAUCCUGGCAACAAAGGUGAAAAAGGUCCACCAGGAGAAAAGGGCUCAGCUGGGGAUCCUGGAGUUCCUGGUCGUAAAGGACACACAGGGUUAAUGGGUCCUCCAGGACCAUCAGGGGAUUCUGGACAGUCUGGGCCCCCAGGCCCUCCAGGACAACCAGGGUAUCCUGGACCUAGGGGGGAGCCUCCUUCACUUGAAACUCUGCGAAGACUCAUUCAAGAAGAGUUAGGAAAGCAACUAGAUGCAAGACUGCCCUACCUCAUAAGUCAGAUGCAGCCAGCCAACAUCAAAGCACCUCAAGGUAGACCAGGACCUCCAGGGUCACCCGGUAAAGAAGGUCCCCCAGGUCGGGUGGGUCUUCCAGGAGAACCUGGCAGGCCAGGACAGCCCGGUAUGGAAGGGCCAUCAGGACCACCAGGCCAGAAAGGUGAAAGAGGAGAUAAAGGAGAAAAAGGAGAAACUGGCAUUGGUCAGCGAGGUGAAAUAGGUCCCCCAGGAAUUCCAGGUGUCCCAGGUGAACCAGGAUAUGCCAAAGAUGGACUCCCAGGAGCACCAGGACCACAAGGUGAAGCAGGUCUUCCUGGCCAGAUGGGACCCGCCGGGCCUCCUGGAUCCAAUGGACAAUGCGACCCAUCUCAGUGUGCUUACUAUGCAAGUCUCUCCAGCAGGCCCAGCAACGUCAAAGGGCCCUAAAAGGCCAAAGCCCCUUCCUGGGACUUCUGAUGGACCUAAUUGCAAAACUUGAAUCCGACAAGGGAGUCAGGAGUCUGUCCCCGUUUCGUUCCUGUUUCUUUGCAAAGAGGCCUUUGGGAUUCUCCUAACCACCCCGUGCUGCCGGUCGGUCAGGUU